Lobosporangium transversale is the source of this 3772-nucleotide messenger RNA. RefSeq lists its product as hypothetical. NCBI's taxonomy places the organism in Eukaryota, Fungi, Mortierellomycota, Mortierellomycetes, Mortierellales, Mortierellaceae. The coding region runs from base 150 to 3731 and encodes 1193 amino acids. Gene Ontology annotation, cellular component: SCF ubiquitin ligase complex. Gene Ontology annotation, biological process: SCF-dependent proteasomal ubiquitin-dependent protein catabolic process. The transcript has 3 exons. The record is from RefSeq and is a predicted model, not a curated record. Gene Ontology annotation, molecular function: protein binding.
CCCGCAGAGUUCCAGCCACGAGGAUCAAGCCAUCUUAAACCAUUCUUUGUGUGAUCUCGAGCAAAUCCUUUCUUCGUCUUCUUUGUCUUUGUCUUUUUCUCAACAAGAAGAACCCCUCCCCCUUUACCCCUCAAACCUUUACUCUUACCAUGUCGUCUAAUGAUACAACGACAAUGAUGACCCCCACCCUCACCGACAACAAUAACAGGCGCUUGAGCCGCUUGGCCAUGUCAUCCUCACCAUCCUUGCUAUUGUCAUCAGAAUCUACCUGUCACCCUAUUUCCUCCCCAACGCCCUCCUACCUCUUUUCCGCUUCCACAUCUUGCCUGGUAUCAUCAGCGAACAUGUGUUCUGCUUCCGCCUCUCCUGCUUCUCCUUCCCAUUCCCACCAAAUAUAUAGAACAAUCAGUCCUGCGCCUACGCCCCUUGGAUUAACUGCAGCACUCUCUUCGAACGAUACACAAACGACCACGAGGUGUAGUCAAAGAAGCAGUGACCGCGAUAAUAUUAAUAUUGCUGAAACCUCGUGCUCAUCAGCUCUAGGUGUUGAUGUUAGUGAUAAUGUGAAUCAUACCUACAGCUGUAACCUCGUGCUUCAAUCGGCUGUCAGUCUCCCUCUCCCUUCAGCUCUCUGCACGACUGAGAAGCCCUCACAGCAGGAUGAGCAUCAAGUCAUAAGGGCACGGGUCAACUCAUCAACGGCCUCGCUUGUCUCACUUUCCCUUUCAUCCCAGGGUUUGCGGCAUAUUUCUCCCGGACUAAGUUCACUGCAACAACAACAAUUCUUUCAGCACCUUGCCCAGCAACAGCAGGAAGAACAGCCAUUGCAACACCACCAAGGCGAUUCUUCUCAGUCACAAGGGACCACACUCUCCAUCUCAACCUUCAAAAGCUCCUUGCAAACAGACGAGGAGUUCUCUCCCUCUUCACUCUCUUCUUCCUCCUCUUCCUCCUCCUCCUCCUCACACUAUUACUCUUCUUCUGAUGAAGAACCAUCCUCUCCAGUUUUCAAUCCCUACAAUUCAAAAGCAUUUUAUCUCUUCCAUCAAAAUAACCAGAUUAAUUCUGAGAGCAUGGUCAACUUGACCGCAUCCUCUAUGCACAUUGCUUCUCCGUCCGAGUCUUGUUCUGAUUUCUCAUCCGCAUUCCACUCUCCUUCCGCAUCUACUAUUUGGACAUCACCUUCUUGCAACAUGAGAGGACCCUCCAUUUCCUUAUCACAACAAAUCGCUUCAAUUUCAGAGGAGCACAUUGGCAGUCAAAGCCAAAAUAAGGGUAAAGGGAUCGCCAGAGCCUAUCAUCGUUAUAAUCAACGACGUAUUGACAAAGCAAGUUUUGACGUACUACCAAGAGAGAUCAGGAUCCAUAUCUUCCGCUACCUUUCAACAUUCCAACUAAUCCGAGUCUCAAGGGUCAGUCGGGCAUGGAGGGGUAUUGCUAUGGACGGGUCUCUUUGGAAGACAAUUGAUGUAACAAGAUAUUACAAAAGUAUCAAGGAUAAUCAGCUCCGCGCAUUGGGAUCUGCCGCAUCCAACUUUUUGCGCUGUGCAAACUUCCGUGGAUGCGUACAGCUCUCUGAUAAAUCUUUGACCACCAUUGCAGAGCGCUGCCCCAAUAUUGAGCGUCUUAAUCUCACGGGGUGUCGUCUUAUCACCUCCAAGGCCAUUGCAGAUGCUUGUACGAACUUGCCCCUCCUCGUUCAUCUCGAUCUCGCAGGCCUCCAGUCUGUCAAUAACUUCACUCUCCAGACCUUGGCGGUCUACUGUCGCUCACUCCAGAUUCUAAACUUGGCGUGGUGCAAACAGAUCUCUGGGAGUGGACUGAUCAAGCUGACUAGAAGCUGUCAAGAGCUACAAAAGCUCAAUGUUUCAGGAUGCCCUGGAUUGGAGGAUCGAUAUAUGCCCGUUAUUGGUAUGAACAUGCCUAAAAUGAAGGAACUCUGUCUGAAUGGAUGCACCUCGUUAACAGAUCGUGGCCUGAUCGGCUUGCUCUCCGGGCUAUCAGUGACUUCGAGCAAGAAGCAUCGCAAAUGGAGGAUGAGGAAACGGAUGGCUUCGUCUGUGAGAGUGUCAAGUUUGGGACACCUACUUAUCAACCAAAGUUCAUGUAACGAUGAUGACAGCGAGGAUGAGGAGGGUGAUGAUAUUGAGAAGGAAGGAGACUCUGAUAAGGAAAGCGAUAUCGAUGGUAAUGAGGAUGAAAAUGAUGAAGGCGACUCGGGAGAGGAUGCGACUGAGGUUGGCAGCAAUAAUGCCAAUGCUAUUCCAAUCCAACCACUUUCUUCCUCUUCAAAAAAUAAUUCCUCACAGGCAGGUCCUGAGGGACUACAGGCCCGACUUGUUUACCUUGGUCUGUCUCAGUGCCGUCUCCUUACACAAGAAGCUCUCCGGGCCAUCGGCCAUCUCUGCAGCCGUCAUUUGCGUCGUCUCGAGAUCUCAAGUUGUGAGAACUUCAACGAUGAAGGACUCAUCUAUCUCGCGCAGCGCUGCACUCACCUCCGGUCUCUCGACCUUGAAGAUGUAACUCUCUUGACUGAUGCUUCACUGCGUGCAUUUGCAUUGAACUUGCCCAGGCUUGAACGGAUUUGUCUUUCUUAUUGCGAGAAUGUGACAGACCAAGGAGUCAUGCAUCUGUUACGACCAGCAUCUAAUCCUACUACGCUGUCUACAGCAACUGCCAUGAUGAUGAAUAUUGAGAGUCCAUCCCCUUACUGUCCCAAGUUGACUCAUAUCGAGCUCGAUAACUGUUUAUUGAUCACCGACAGACUGCUACUCGAGUUUGCAAACGUCUUGGAAGAGCGUGCAGUAGCAGCUCUAGAAAGGCGUAAAGAAAGGGAGAAGAAGCGUGAGGAACGAGGAGCGAGAAUCCAACAAAGGAAGCGAAAGCCAAUGUCGCCUCGACAAACACAGCAGGAGAAAGAUAUGGAUGAAGUUAAUCAACAGACAAAGACUGGACUGGAGCCAGAUCAAAAUACACUACAGCUUGCUGGACCAAGCAGUACUGUAGCUGCAGAUCAGGCUAGUUCUUCGUCACCUGUCAAUAUUCCUAGUCAUUUCCAACAAUCCUCAGCAUUUGCUGCCGGUUCGCCAUCAUCCUACUCCUCAUCCCCACUGCAACCUCGCAGUGUUCUGGCUUCAACAUCGUUGUCUGAUGAGAUAGUCGUCAAAAAGACACGACCAGGUACUCGUAUCAUGGCUCCAACACGUUCGUUUUCCGAUCUAUCCACAUCCUCAACUGCGUCUCUGCCUCUCACAUGGCCUGCGGAGGGCCUAACGCUCCGGAAUGCUAAUGGGAAUAACAACAAGAAAGGAGGAGUAGCCCGAGCAAGAAGGCCUAUUCGACCUACGAUGCAAGUUUUUGAUUGCCGAAACAUCACUCUCGAGGGAGUUGAAGCUGCAAAGACUCGGUCACCCUCACUUUUGAUCCGAAGCUACUACUCAUGGACCCAUCCCUCCGCUUCCGGACCUGCUGAAUCUUCGGCAUUUGCGGGUAACAGCAGCAGUGGCUCUGGCGGCAUGAGUUUUUUUGAUGGAGAGGGAGAAGGUAACGCAGAUGAUGAGGAUGCGGAUGGUGGAGCAAGCAACGGAGACAGUUCGAAUACGAGUUUACAUCAUCUGCAACACAUGCAGCAGCAAAUACAGAGCAGGCGAAGCUCAAUGUUGCAGCGUGCACGGUCCGGUCUUUCACGUCCAGUUAGUGCACGAGAACCAGCACAGUGCUGUGUAAUGUAAAAAAAAAUUUUGGUCUUGAAAAUAAAUAAAAUCAUUUCGUG